UUUUUUAUUUUUUAAACCCAGUUUUGAGAGCGUGGCAAUAUUCCUUGAAAAGAUUUGUUCAGUUUUUUUUCCUUUUGAUAAGGCAGAAAAAUUGCAUUAGAAAAAUACGCAUCCCAGUUUAAAAUUAACCAAAAUGAAUUUAAUUACAUCCAUAAAGUUGUAUGUGGAGAAAAUGUGUAACGAAUCGGGACCAGGAAUGAAGACGAUAUUGCUAGACAAAGAUACAACCAGUAUUAUAUCAAUGGCAUUCAGCCAAUCGGAUAUGCUACAACGGGAAGUGUACUUGUUUGAGCGGUUAGAUUCGGGGCGUUCCAAUGAGCGUAUGAAGAACCUUAAAUGCAUCGUAUUCAUUAGGCCCACUAAACAAAAUGUGCAACUUCUGGCUGAUGAGCUCCGUAGCCCAAAGUAUGGCUCAUAUUUUAUUUAUUUCAGUAACAUCAUUCCGCGGACCGAUAUCAAAUACCUAGCGGAAUGCGAUGAAAGUGAGUCAGUACGCGAGGUGAAAGAAGUAUACGCUGACUAUCUUUGCGUCAAUCCGAAUUUGUUUUCGCUCAAUAUAAACUGCAGCAUGUAUCGUCUUAAUUGGUUGCCUGAGGCACUCGGCCGCACUGUACAGGGCGUAUUGGCUGUGUUACUAUCGCUGAAGCUCAAUCCGGUUAUACGCUAUCGUGCCGGCUCGGCAGUGGCGCAAACUUUAGCAAAACAAAUAUACGAACAAAUUUGCAAAGAGUCAAGCCUUUUCGACUUCUCGCGUACUCAUGAGAACGGCGCGGCUCCGCCGCUGCUGCUUAUACUCGAUCGACGUGACGAUCCGGUUACGCCCUUGUUGCAUCAGUGGACGUAUCAGGCAAUGGUGCAUGAACUUUUAUGCAUACACAAUAAUCGUGUUGACCUCUCCAACACACCUGGCAUACCGAAGGACUAUAAGGAGUUAGUUUUGUCUGGUGAUCAGGACGAGUUUUAUGGAAAAAAUAUGUACGCCAACUUUGGUGAAAUCGGCUCGACAAUCAAAAAUUUAAUGGAGGAAUUCCAACGAAAAGCUAAAGAUCAGAAAAAAGUUGAAAGUAUUGCUGAUAUGAAAAAUUUCAUUGAAACGUAUCCCCAAUUUAAAAAAAUGUCGGGCACCGUGCAAAAACAUCUUUGCAUAAUGGGUGAGUUAUCAUCGCUUACUUCGAAGCGCAAUCUCUUUGAGGUAUCCGAGUUGGAACAGGAAAUUGCAUGCAAAGCAGAACAUUCAGCACAGCUACAGCGUAUACGCAAAAUUAUAGCCGAUGAACGCAUUUCAGUGGACGAUGCCAUCAAAUUAGUUGCGCUCUAUGCGCUGCGAUAUGAGCGGCAUGCCAAUUGCGAUACGUGCAGCUUGUUGCAAAUUAUCAAAACGCGUGGUGGACGCACGGCCAUUGUGCCCAGUUUAAUUGAGUAUGCAGGCACUCACAUGCGACAAGGAGAGAUUUUUAAUUUAGUACGCAUUUCCGAUGCAGUCAAGCUGACGCGUAAUUUAAUAAAGGGACUUAAAGGCGUCGAAAAUGUUUUUACACAACACACUCCGCUACUCAAAGAAACAUUAGAGGAAGUGUUUAAAGGUCGUGAACUAGAUCCAAUGUAUCCAGCGAUUAACUCUGAGCUUGUGCCAUUCCGACGUCCGCCGCAAGAGGUGGUGGUUUUCAUAAUUGGUGGCGCAACAUACGAAGAAGCUCUGGCAGUACACCAGCUUAAUAAUGUAGGUUACAAAGUAAUACUUGGCGGUACGACUAUACAUAAUUCGGAAAGUUUCAUAAAUGAGGUUUUAAACGCCACUGAGGGCAUACAAUUCAAACAUACCAAAACAAUGUUAAAAUACAUUUCCAGCGAUAAUUAUUAGACUAUGCCAUUGUCACCGCCUCAAUGGCUGAAGUGGGCUUAUUGGCUUUUUUCUUGUACAAUGUGUUUAUUAUUAUAUUAAAUAUUUAUAAGUACAUA
This is a messenger RNA of Rhagoletis pomonella (apple maggot), 1959 nucleotides long. RefSeq names its product vacuolar protein sorting-associated protein 45 (gene Vps45). NCBI's taxonomy places the organism in Eukaryota, Metazoa, Arthropoda, Insecta, Diptera, Tephritidae. Gene Ontology annotation, cellular component: Golgi membrane. Gene Ontology annotation, biological process: intracellular protein transport; vesicle-mediated transport. The record is from RefSeq and is a predicted model, not a curated record.